CUUUAUUAUUAUUAUUAUUUUAUGUAAACAUGUAGGUCAGUGUAAAACUGGAGGUUAAUUAGUUGGAAUAAUUACCAGAAGCACCGAAACGUCACGGGUGUGCUUCACGUGUGGGGCGUGGAAUCGAACUGGUGUCUAUAAGAAGAAGCAGCAGCAGUGUCUGAGGGGCAGCUAAACGGACUCCAGUAGAAGUCAAGAAGGUAAAGUGUGAGAGCAUCACAUCAUCUGAGGACCCCUGUGUGCUGCUGGGAAGGAGUGACAGACCCGGGGAGGGGGGCAAGACUUCAAGCAGAAGAAGAAUAGGAAGAGGAAGACACGCUUGACAUCCACAUCUCGGUCUUCUCUGCGGGGCGUGGAGUCGUUUUAGCAUCUUUAGCGCAUCUGCUAGUACUUGCUAACAAGGUACAUGUUUAGCGUUCAUGUCAGUGGAGCCGGAAUGUAAACUUUAGGCUUUUCUAGACCAGAGGCCUACACCAUCCUCCUCUAAAACUAGAACGACCUCAGUGCCGGUGGAUAACCCCCCCCCCCCCGAAGCACAUCUAGUGAAUUUGACCUGACGGUGGAUUCAACAGCUUCCAUCCAGACAGCAAACCAAAGCAGAGCAUCUUCAUUGCUCUUUUUAUUAUUAAACCUGUAGCACUGACUUGUACUGCUGUGAACUUUAUUCCCAAGAGAGUUGUUUUGUACAAUCUGUAAAAAUGGGUCCUGGAAUGGAAGCACCUGACAUAGCUGUGGUAGCACUGUAUUUUGUCCUGGUGCUAUUCAUUGGGUUUUUGGCCAUGUGGAAAGCCAACCGCAGUACUGUUAGCGGCUACUUCCUGGCUGGACGCUCCAUGACAUGGAUAGUCAUAGGUGCAUCGCUGUUCGUCAGUAACAUUGGCAGUGAACAUUUCAUAGGCCUGGCUGGGUCGGGAGCAGCAAGUGGCUUUGCGGUGGGAGCAUGGGAGUUUAACGCACUUCUUCUUCUGCAGCUGCUUGGCUGGGUGUUCAUCCCUGUUUAUAUCCAUUCAGGAGUUUACACCAUGCCCGAGUACCUUUCGAAACGCUAUGGAGGCAACAGGCUAAAGGUCUACUUUGCUUUUUUGUCUGUUUUACUUUACAUUUUCACAAAGCUGUCUGUGGACUUGUAUGCUGGAGCCCUCUUUAUUCAAGAGUCACUGGGAUGGAACCUUUAUCUGUCUAUUUUCCUGCUCAUUAGUAUGACUGCACUCCUCACUGUCACUGGUGGACUGGUGGCAGUAUUGUACACAGAUGCACUUCAGGCAGUGCUAAUGAUAGGUGGAGCACUGACUUUAACUAUCAUGAGCCUUGUCAAAGUUGGUGGGCUGGAGGGUGUCAGAACUAAGUACAUGCAGGCAGUUCCUAAUGUUACUGCUAUAAUGGCCACUGGAAACUUCUCCUAUUCUCCUUCUUGUCGCAUUCAUCCCAAGCCUAAUUCUCUACGCAUCCUUCGCGGCCCUCUGGAUGAAGACAUCCCAUGGCCAGGUUUUAUUUUUGGCCAAACUCCUGCAUCAAUCUGGUACUGGUGUGCUGACCAGGUCAUUGUUCAGAGAGUACUGGCAGCAAAGAAUUUAGCCCAUGCCAAAGGCUCAACACUCAUGGCUGGGUUUCUCAAGAUCCUGCCCAUGUUUGUUAUAGUCAUUCCAGGUAUGAUCUCUCGCAUUAUGUUUGCAGAUGAAAUAGCCUGCAUUGGGCCCGAGCACUGCAUGGCUGUCUGUGGUUCUCAGGCAGGCUGCUCAAAUAUUGCCUAUCCUCGCCUGGUUAUGGCUGUGAUGCCCGUGGGACUCAGGGGUCUGAUGAUGGCCGUCAUGAUUGCUGCCCUGAUGAGUGAUCUUGACUCAAUCUUCAACAGUGCAAGCACCAUCUUCACCUUGGACAUCUACCAAACCAUUCGGAGGAAGGCAUCCCAGCGUGAGCUGCUUAUUGUGGGCCGUAUGUUUGUUGUGGUCAUGGUGGGAAUUAGUAUUGCUUGGGUCCCUGUUAUUAUUGAAAUGCAAGGUGGACAGACAUAUCUCUAUAUCCAGGAAGUUGCUGGCUACCUAACUCCACCAAUUGCAGCCCUCUUCCUGUUAGGUGUUUUCUGGAAACGCUGUAAUGAAAAAGGUGCAUUUUGGGGAGGCAUGACAGGUUUCACCUUAGGCACCCUGCGACUGAUCCUUGCAUUUAUCUAUCGCCAGCCUCGCUGUGACCAGCCUGACACAAGGCCCGCCUUCAUCGUACAUGUGCACUACAUGUAUGUGGCUGCAGGACUGUUCUGGAUUUCAGGGCUAGUGGCUAUAGUGGUCAGUCUCUGUACUGCCCCACCAGAUAAGGAGCAGGUAGCCACCACAACAGUCUGGGGGCUCCGUAACAUUGAAAUGGUUCCCACUAAGGACAGAGAGGAAAUGUACAGGCUGACAGAGAAGAGCCACUGUAAUGGCGCUGGAGGCCUCCAUAAAGAAAUGCCCCCAGAUGUCAGAAACCAGAGAUGUUUGGAUGGGGCAGAUGUCAAACUCCUGGUACCAUCCACUGACCAUGACCCAGCAACUCCUAGUACAGAGGCAUCCCCUGCAACCACCCCUGCAGACCAAUUUGGCAAUAGAAAGCUGGAUCCGAUCAGAGGAGAGGAUGGCUGCCAUGGCAAUGGGGAGACUGGCAAGUGCCGGCGUUUAGUGGACUGGUUUUGUGGAUAUAAGGAUGAAGCACAGAAUGCUCAGCAAAAAGUGGUGCAGGAGGACGCAAGAGUCAUUGCAGAGAUGCUAUACGAGCCACCUAGAGUUAAACUUCUCCUCAACUUGGGCCUGCUAUUCGUCUGCUCUGUGGGCAUCCUCAUGUUUGUUUAUUUCUCACUUUAGUUGAACCCUGCACUGAACUGAAGGGGACUGAUGUGCUUUUAUGAAGAUAUGUGGGGGCUGUUAUAAACAAACAGUUGAAUUUUUCAGAGAUUUGUGAAGCUCUGUCUGUAAUAUUUACAGUUGUAUUUUGUAGCUCUCUAACAGGGAUUCAAGCUUAUUUUAAUCAUUGUUUUUAAAUGAUUAAAGCUUCUCCACAUAAAUAUUAUACUGCUUUAUGACUAUGAAGCUUAUUUUGUACAGAGCUUGUUAAUCCUGCAUUCAAAAUAUCAACUGGGAUUUUUAGAAUUAUUGUACUCUAAGUGAAUUUAAUGUUUGCCUUAUUUGACAUAUGCACUUGUCUCUCUUUUUUUGUAUAGUGAAAAACAAAUGUAUUCUGUAAUUAAGUUUUUCUUUUUUUUUUUUUUUUUUUUACUUUUGUUGACAGUGACUCUAGGCUUAGUUGCUGCUGUAGCAUAUAUGUCUGUAGUAACUUAAAAAAAAUACGCUAGGUAAUAGGCCAUGUACUUGUUUCUUGUGCGCUCUAUUAUUAUUGACACUUUAGUUCAGCUAAUCAUCAAAAUAACUUAUAUUCUGUGCCCUCAAUAGUCAGUUCAGUUCAAUUCUUUGCUGGAGAGAACAUGUCGAAAUUACAUCAAUGUAUUUUUAUAAGGUGACUGUUUUGUUUUUAGAAAAGCACUUCAUAUGUUUUUUCUCUUGGUUUGUUCUAGUCAACCAGAUGCACUGAACUGAAAAGAAUUUAUUUUUUUUUUUACCAAGCAUACACGUGAAAUCACAUUUACAAUAUGUAUGCAUUUUGCCACAAUAGUAAAUGUUAAAAAAGCACAAGUGAAGAAAUGUGAUCCAUUGUGAAGAGUUAUAAAUUUUACCAUCCCUAGAAAACAAAUGGCAAAAUCUCAGUGUAAGACUGUCAGCUGUUUUGACUGCCUCUUCAUGGUGUUGUUGCUGAUGCCAAAUUGAGUCCUAUCUGAAAAUGUACUUAAAAUCCUUAAUAUAUUGUGUUUUCUACUACUGUGUUCUUCUUUUUGAUUAGUUUUUUGUGUCUGUGUUCAGUGUUACAUGUCAAAACACAGCAUUUUAUGCACUAUUAUUGUAUCAUAACAGAAGUACCAGUGCUCUUGGUUCUGUAUUAAUUUAAACUUUAUGCAUAUCUCAUGUAAUAUUUCACACCGUUAACAACUGUUAAGUGUGUUGCAUUUGCAAAAAAAUGUAAAAUACAAUAAAAUUCAGGGCUCAGUUUAUCUCCCACAUUACACAUUUAUUGAAUAUUAGCCUCUUUUUGUGCAUCUGCUGUGUGUCAAUGUACCUUUCUGUCACUUAAUCUUGUUUCAAGUACAUCUCUUCUAAACCUCCUACCAAAUGUGUCUUAGUGUGCAAAAGCUAAAAAGAAAAAGAAAAAAA
This is a messenger RNA of Sphaeramia orbicularis (orbiculate cardinalfish), 4232 nucleotides long. It is a transcript of the gene slc5a3b, whose product is annotated as solute carrier family 5 member 3b. The transcript has 2 exons. Gene Ontology annotation, cellular component: plasma membrane. Gene Ontology annotation, biological process: transmembrane transport; inositol metabolic process; myo-inositol transport. Bases 699 to 2834 code for a protein of 711 amino acids. Lineage: Eukaryota; Metazoa; Chordata; Actinopteri; Kurtiformes; Apogonidae. Gene Ontology annotation, molecular function: D-glucose:sodium symporter activity. The record is from RefSeq and is a predicted model, not a curated record.